Entrophospora sp. SA101 is the source of this 2487-nucleotide messenger RNA. Lineage: Eukaryota; Fungi; Glomeromycota; Glomeromycetes; Entrophosporales; Entrophosporaceae. The record is from the annotation of a GenBank genome assembly.
AUGAGACAUGAUGUUUCAUAUUUUCCUAGAGAAGAAAAUAAAAAAAAGACUCAAAAAAAAUUAGCAAAAGAAGAGGGCGUAGAACAGUUGGAGGAGUUGGAGGAGUUGGAGGAAGUAGAAGAAAUGCAAGAACCAGAAGGAUAUAGAACUUUAGUAAUACACCCUGGCUCAAGAAAUUUGAGAAUUGGUCGUGCCUCCAAUGCUUUCCCACAAGUUAUACCACACGUACAAUUUAAACAAGUUGUCAAUGACAUCAAGAAAGAAUUGAAGGAUAGAAUGAAAGCGGCAAAAAGACGUCCUGUUGCUAAUGCACAAUCACAAGUUCAUUCAUUUAAUAAAUCAGCACAUUCUGAAAUUAUAGCAGACCAUAAUGAUCCUUACAGGGUAGAGUGGACAGAUGUAGAUGAUGGUUCAACAUAUUAUAUUGGAGAAAAGGCUCUUCGUAUACCUGAUACUGAAACUGAUAUUAAAUUAUUUUAUCCAAUACAAAAUGGAGAACUUAAUACAAAAGAUUAUGACUCAGUGAAAGCAGUUGUUGGUGACUUGGAAAAAAUAUGGACAAUUGGUAGAAAAAUUGAUGGGUUGAUUAGGAACACUGAUGGUUUGGAAUAUGGAGGGAUGGAAGCAGGAAGAUACUAUGAAGGUGAAAAAGGAACGAAAUGGUUGAAGGAAUCUAAGUUGAAAUUGCCAAAACUAUCAAGAGAUAUGCUGGUCCAAUUGGAUCACGAAAAAAAAACAGUUUUGGAGGAGUUAGAAAUUGUGGGUUUUGUUCAUGGAGGGCGUUCCUUAAUGUUAAUCUUUGUUGAUAUUCCAAAAGGAUAUAUUUGUAGGCUAACAAGAAGCAUUGUUUAUGAAAUUCCUACCAAAAUCAUGUCUUUUUAUAAAGCUUUAGAACUAAUCAGUGCAGUCUGGACUGCAAAGUUGAAAGUUCAAAGAACAAUUUCUAUAGUUGAGCAACCAAAAACUAAAAUAUCGGUAGGCAUUAAAAGGAAAAAAUCUCAAGAGGAAAAAAGGUUCAAUGGCUCAAAUACAUCACCAAAAAGAAUUUCAACUGAACAAUACUUGCACAUUGGAAAUAAUUUUCAUUUUCAUCCUUACAUCUUUUUCAAUAAAAAGGUACAAUUUAAACAAGUUGUCAAUGACAUCAAGAAAGAAUUGAAGGAUAGAAUGAAAGCGGCAAAAAGACGUCCUGUUGCUAAUGCACAAUCACAAGUUCAUUCAUUUAAUAAAUCAGCACAUUCUGAAAUUAUAGCAGACCAUAAUGAUCCUUACAGGGUAGAGUGGACAGAUGUAGAUGAUGGUUCAACAUAUUAUAUUGGAGAAAAGGCUCUUCGUAUACCUGAUACUGAAACUGAUAUUAAAUUAUUUUAUCCAAUACAAAAUGGAGAACUUAAUACAAAAGAUUAUGACUCAGUGAAAGCAGUUGUUGGUGACUUGGAAAAAAUAUGGACAACUGGAAUUUCUUGUUCAUGCGUGGUUGAUAUAGGUUCUCAAACAACUACAGUUUCAUGUGUAGAAGAUGGAAUGUGUAUCAAUGACUCAAGAUUAAGUUUACAUUACGGUGGCGAUGACAUAACAACAUUUUUCAUUAAACUUUUAAAAAAAAAUAAAUUCCCUUAUCAAGAGAUGAAUUUAAACUGUGUGUAUGAUUGGCUAUUGGCAGAAGAAAUUAAGGAAAAAUUUUGUACACUUGAUGAGGCAAAUUUGGGUAUUCAAUUAAACGAAUUCUUUGUUAGAGCAUCCAAUAAACACACACUCUUGUAUAAAUCAAAGAUUUAUGACGAUGCUAUCAUUGCACCAAUGGUACAUUUUCUUUUUGAAUUAUUAUCAUUACACAAUGAUAUUACAGAAGGAUCGUUGAAUUCCAAUAAUAUGGUUGUCGCACAAGUAUCGCUUACUCAAAAACCAAAGAUUCCUGUUUCGUCAUCACAAGCAUCACAAUUUAAAAGUUCAUUUCCUUCUCCAUCGCCACAGUCUCGUGAUAGUCCUGGUUCAACAACUCCUCUUCAAAUCGAGAAUCCUGUGCCAUCAACUCCAUCCAAUAACAACGUCACUUCUGCCAUCAAUACUACGGAACAAGAAUCCCCAAGUUUAAUGACAUCUCUGACAAGCAUUCAUGAUGCUCUUCUUGUUGAUCCAUCAUCAACUCUUCCACUUGACGAUGCAAUAAUUCAAAGUAUUAAUGCAACGUCUACAGAUGAAAGAGUUAAAAGGUUUUAUCCUAAUAUAAUUUUGGUUGGUGGUAGUAGUCUUAUUCCGGGCUUAAGCAAAAUGUUGGAAGAAAGAUUAAGAGCUCGAAAUAUACAAAACUCUGAUAAAUUUACAAUACUUGCAUCACCAAGGGAAUUAGAUCCAAGACUGUUAGCAUGGAAAGGUGGAUUUGUUUUGAGUAAAUUAGAUAUCAUAAAUGAGUUUUGGAUUGGAUCUAAAGAAUGGGCAGAAUUGGGUGUCAGAUCACUUAGAGCAAAGGCAUUUUUUAUCAUGUAA